AUGGCCUCGCGACAGCAACCACCAGGAGCUGCUCUUCGCUCCACUGCUAAAGUCGAGGAUGAUAGUACCGAGCAGCAAGGUACUCAACGCCAACUCGAGCACUCAAGACUCGAGAAGUCGCAAAAAGAAGCAUCGCACGAAGAGCUCCCGGACGGCCGCCGGUCACCAGCAGGUUACGCGCUGCUCGUCGACCAGGUGAAGGAUCUAAAGAGCCGCAUGCUGGAUGGACUCGGACUCGACCAGCUGCAGAGCUUUCUCAAGAUAUGGGGAGAUUGCUCUGCCAAGAGGGAAACCAUCAGCAUAUGCGGUCGACUGUCGGAUGCCGGCCUCGGUUGGACGAUCUUGGCUGUACCCCUGUGGCAUGUCCAUGACACUCUGACCAAGGACGAUCCUUGCAUGAUGGAACUACUCACAAACUUCGCGAACACCCUCCGAGACCUCGAGGCCCAACCCAAGAACAUACUCGCGCACUCCGGCUCCAAGUUCGUGGUCUACAACAUUUUGUAUGGUGCCUACACCUCUCGCAUGCUAUCGAAUCAAGCAGUCAGCCUCUGGGAGCUGUGCCUCAUGUUCCACAACUCCCCAAUGUUCGAAGGCCUGGCUAGAUACUUCGACGACUGGGUCCGUACCAGCGCUGUUGUCCGAGAGCGUAGUGGAUUCACUGGCGCGACCAUGACCGCGUUGUGUGACUUCCUGUCACGUACGGAGCAAGAGCGUUGUGGUAUGCCUCACAUCUUGAUCCAUGUCAUGGCGGAGAUCUCGGCGUGGGACGCACUGGAAGAGAUACGCGCCAGAGGUGUUGACCCGGAUGUUACGAGCUUGGGGGUAUCACUGUCAACUCAACAGCAGGACGCUCGCCAGGGCACCGGUGGUGACUCUCUGGCAGAGUCACGCCCAACGCAAGACUACGAGCAAUACAUCAGAGUGAGUUCUGUUAAGUCAAGCUCGCUGCGGUCUUCUAAUCUAUCGGGAGCUCAAUUACGCUUCACGUCCGUUCUAUCCAUGGGAAAUUGCCGGCUUCAAGCUGGCAUUGUGCAUUACAUAUCUACGCAUGACUGCUGGCAGCAUCGACAGGCGAUACCGAAAGUUCAUAAUCCUCGUGGCGGCCUUCUCAACGCUUGCCCAGACAGCCUUCGUUUUCGUCUAUCUGUUCCACUGCUCACCGGUAUGCAGCAGGAAGCUUCAGCCUCCAUGGAACGAAGCGCAACUCGAACCAUCGGCGGUGGGUACGUCCUGCGACAAAGCAAGAGUUGGAAGCAGCCACCAGGGCACAAACGCCAAUGGUCAGCGCUCAAGGUCGAGUGCGUGCCGCCUUCUGGCGCCGGGGGAAGCAAAGAAGACAUCUUUAGAAAGACCAAAGACUUCGAAAGAUCCGACAGUCUGCCGUCCGCCUUGAGUCUGCCAUCGCCAAUGAGCUUCGAUCAACCAGAGCCGACACAUACUAGGCCGGAAAGUGGCGAAUCAGCGUGGGCUGUGUAUAAGACUGUGCAAGUCGAUGUUGAGAGCACGUACCUAAGGAAGCCAACUUCCGACACGACGCUACUCGACCUUGGAAGGGGCGUGCACCGCCGGGAAGAGUGGUCAUUGCCGACACAGCGCCCUUGA
Fulvia fulva is the source of this 1605-nucleotide messenger RNA. RefSeq lists its product as uncharacterized. The record is from RefSeq and is a predicted model, not a curated record. The coding region runs from base 1 to 1605 and encodes 534 amino acids. The transcript is spliced from 2 exons. Lineage: Eukaryota; Fungi; Ascomycota; Dothideomycetes; Mycosphaerellales; Mycosphaerellaceae.